UGUGUGUGUAGCCCAAAGUCAAAUAUCGGGAGUAUAUCUCAGAUGUUGCGACGCAGUUCCAACCUCUAAGACAAUUGUCAAAUCCUUGCUGUCUUCAUAAAGGCGGAAACAAUUGUGAUCUGCACGGGUGUUGGUUAGGGUGCAGGCGCGUUCCUAAUAUUGUGGCAGCCACGGAUAAAGGCGUCCGUGGCGUGGAAGUCGAAAAUCCCCUCGCAAACCAGUGAGCAGAGAGGCCACGCUGGGCUUGUAGGUAAGCUCAGCCCACCUUCUCUCCCCAACCGGACGCACUCGACAGGAGCCUCUCUCAAAGCGCGCUGAGCGCCUUCGCUCGUCAAGCCCGGACAAAUGACUCCACGGCCCGCCCGAACAGCUUUUGGCAGGCGACAAAGGGACGACACAACUUGAAAAGAGGUGGCAGCCGAGUUGGGAGCUACAGGGCCAGGAGCAUGACUGAGCAGCAGGAGCACUCUGAAGAAACAGGCCUGCUCUCCGCACAGGACCCGGACGCCUCCAAGGACGAAGACGCGCACGGACACCUCAGGUUUCAGCUGAUUGAAGAGCUCUCCUAUGAGGAUGUAAAAAAAUGUUACCGUGGCUCGACUGUCAGCAAGUACAACUCGCAGUACCACAAACUGUUCCAGUGUGUGCCCAAGGAUGAGCUCCUUAUGAAAGUAUACUCCUGUGCUCUGCUCAGAGAUAUCCUCCUACAAGGCAGGCUUUACAUCUCUAGAAACUGGCUAUGUUUCUAUGCCAACCUCUUCGGCAAGGACAUCAAGGUGGCCAUCCCUGUUGUCUCUGUGCGGUUGGUGAAAAAGCAUAAAACAGCGGGCUUGGUGCCCAAUGGCUUGGCUAUCACCACAGACACUGGCCAGAAGUAUGUAUUUGUGUCACUUCUAUCAAGAGACAGUGUGUACGAUGUACUUCGUAGGAUCUGCACACACUUACAGGUCAAUGGGAAGAGUCUGAGUUUAAAGCAGUACAUGGAGGAGCCCACCUUAUCACUGGAUGAAUUCCCGACUCCUGACGAGUUCCCAGCGGUUGAUGAAUUUCCGUCAGUGUUAAAGUGGAGAAGGAAGCCCUCAGUGGUGUCUGUGUCCUCCUCCCUUCCAGACCUGCUGGGAAACUCAAGCAGCAGUCUGAGCGCUGUGAGCACACCCUUCAAGUCAGAGCAGCCUCUGGAAGAGCGAGCCCUGCAGACAGACAGAGGCCUUGUAUCAGAGCCAGUGGCAGAGUUGGGCCAGAUGGAAUACCAGCUGCUCAAGUUCUUUACCCUGCUGAUCAUUCUUCUCAUCCUGUCUUCGUGCUACCUGGCAUUCCGUGUGUGCAGUCUGGAACAGCAGCUCUCCUUCCUCAGCAACCCACAUUUGCCCCUCAGGGAGAGGUCACUAUAAUCAAUCAAACUACUAAUUUACUCCCUAAAUACACAUGCAUACCUACUCUGUGUGAAUCAAUAGAAGAGGAGGAGAGUCAGACCCCCAAAGGCUCCAUCAACCUGUCUUGCUUUCCCGCUGUCCAGGUAACCUCAGCCUGUUAGAUGGACUUUUGGUUUGGCUGCUGGUCACGCUUCCCACACGCAGAUCCAGGAUCAUCUCUGAUUCUCCGAUUAUCAUAUGAUGAAGCAACACUAACCGGUCCCCAGACAUCUUAAGGACCAUCCCUCCAUGGGACUGGUGAUCACUUUGAAACUAUGCAAACAGACUCUGUAUUUGUGUCCCGUAAUGGCCCUGUGGCAAGUGAAUGAUCGUUCGAAACAGUGAUUACUUGAAAAGACUUGAAAAACGCAUUUCAUUUGUGGCUUAGCCUACUUUACAGUGAACUAAACCAAAUGACCUGUUGACGAUCCUGACUUGCGCACUUUUUAAAAAAAUAUGUCCACAUAAUUUUCACAUUAUUUUUAGCUGUAUCGAUUAUUUGUGCACAGUGAGAUAGUGGUUAAAACAUGUUCCUCACAGUUCUGAGGUUCAGGGAUUCAAAUCUUAAUUCUGGCCUUCCUGUGUGGCGUUUGCAUGUUCUCCCCAUGCUUGAGUGGGUUUUCUCCGGGAACUUCAGCUUUCUCACACAUUCUCUCAAAAACAUGCAUGUUAGGUUCAUUGACGACUCCAAAUUGUCCGUAGGUGUGAAUGUGACUGUGAAUGGUUGUUUGCCCGUACAUGCUCUGUGAAAGGCUGGAGACCAGUCCAGAGUGUGUAUACCCACCUCUUGCCCAAAGUCCAUCACAUGCAACCCCAAUGAGGAAAAGCAGGACAAAAGGAUGGAUGGAUGGAUGGAUGGAUGGAUGGGUAACCUGUAAGUUACAGGUUGUAACCCCAAUGAGGUUACAGGCUGUAGCCCCAAUGAGGAAAAGCAGGACGAUGGAUGGAUAAGCCUUGAACAUAGGUACUCAGUUGUCAUGUUCAAAGGUAUUUAUCCGACAAAGGAGGCAAGGUUGCAACAGUUGACUGAAUGAAACGAUCAUUUAACUGUAAUAUACUAAAGCAAUAACACCUCCGUUAAUAACAAUGUGAAUGAAAUUAUUAGGUAACAAAUGUCUAUUUAUAGAUGUAUUGAUCUGUUGAAAAGAGUGGUUUAUUUUAUACAUUUCUAAUGAAGUGCUCACUUAUAUUCUAAUGACAAGUGUAAAUGUCAUCAUGACUUUGUUGAAGGAUAUUCUAUUGAUUUUGCUGACUGGAGGUCAUUUUUAGUUUAGCAAUGAACUCCUUGUUGAUUAAAUUGGCGACAGAACCCACCA
Messenger RNA from Phycodurus eques (leafy seadragon), 2728 nucleotides. It is a transcript of the gene gramd2aa, whose product is annotated as GRAM domain containing 2Aa. NCBI's taxonomy places the organism in Eukaryota, Metazoa, Chordata, Actinopteri, Syngnathiformes, Syngnathidae. The transcript has 11 exons. Gene Ontology annotation, molecular function: phosphatidylinositol-4,5-bisphosphate binding. Gene Ontology annotation, biological process: regulation of store-operated calcium entry. The coding region runs from base 447 to 1391 and encodes 314 amino acids. The record is from RefSeq and is a predicted model, not a curated record. Gene Ontology annotation, cellular component: extrinsic component of cytoplasmic side of plasma membrane; endoplasmic reticulum membrane; organelle membrane contact site.